UCAGCCAGUGACCGUUCAGUCAUCCAUCAAAGGAAUUUCCAACAUGAUAUAAAAAUGAACUACAGUCAUUUAGUUGUCCUUCAAGCAUAGGAGACCUGCGUUUUUAACCCAAGAAGAGCAACGAUAUCCACUGAGACAUGGCUCGCCUGCUUGUUUUGGUCAACUCCGUGGUCCUGUUGCUUUUUGGCAGCGACAUGUUCUUGGUAGGAGCGAACCGGCCACCAGCUCCUGUCAAUGUGUCUGUCAUGCACCUGCGGGCCGACUCGGCAACUGUAUCCUGGGAGGUUCCAGAGGGAGACAUAAUAAUUGGCUUCUCUAUCUCACAACAGAGGCAGGACGGACACAUGCAGCGAUUCAUUCGGGAGGUCAACACCACCAGCCGCUCUUGUGUUCUUUGGGACCUGGAGGAGGAGACAGACUACAUCAUCCAGGUUCAGUCAAUUGGCCUCUACGGGGAAAGCCAAGCCAGCAAGAAGGUCCAUUUUCGCACCCUCAAGAAAUCGGACCGCUUCCCCUCCAACAGCUCCAACCAAGAUGACCCAACUGUGCAAGGCCUGGACAAGUCACGGCAUCUACAAACAGGAGAGAUGAUCAUCAUUGUGGUGGUUUUGGUCAUGUGGGCUGCUGUUAUUGCCCUGUUCUGCCGGCAGUAUGACAUCAUCAAGGACAACGACUCCAGCAACAAUAAGGAGAAGGCCAAGCCGUCGUCUGAGAGGAGCACGCCGGAGCAUCACAGCGGAGGACUGCUGAGGAGCAAGUUUCAUCCCUCUGUGCCGUCUAUCAACAUCAUUGAAGUCUGAGAAGAAGGAAUGCCAGUUUAAAUUCCUCUCUCUUCUACCAUCAAUGCAUUUUCCACCUUUCUCACUGAUGCGUGAUAAAAAAAAAAAAGAAAAAGCGAAAAACACAAAGUUUCUGUGACUCAUCAUUAGUGAAUAAGGUUGGCCAAGACUGUCUUACAAAAGAGACACGUGCAUGCACAAAGUAUUUGUAGGAAAACACAACACUGAACUACAGAUACAUACUCUGAGCCCCACCCAGCAAACCCUAUACAAACCUACACAACCCUGCACACAGACACACACCGUACAGUAGCUAGCAGAAACCUACAGUACAUGAAUGAAUGUUAACCCAUGGUGCAGUUAACAUUGAUGUCGUUGCCAGGUGCUUGGUAUGUUAUUGCAAUACAAAACACACAAUACAACUUAAUCAUCUCUGGGAGGCCUAUCUUCAUGGCUUUAAACACGCAGUGUAUUUUUGAUAUUGGCAUGUGCAAUGAGAUCCGUGUCACCACACACAACUCCACUCUAUAUAAAUCAUCAAUCAAAACAUCUUUCCAUUGCAUAUAGUAUUAAUAUACUGCCUGAUCACACAUGUAUAUUAUUGCCUCACUGCUGUGGCCAGAUUUUUAAUAACGAGAGAAAUUAAACACAUGCAUCAGAAACUCAUUUGUAAGAACUACAACCACUUCCUUUCUUUAGUUUUUCCUAUUAUUUAAAUUAAAAUAACAUUUUCUGGAUUACAUUGUAUUUUUUCAUAUUUCAUACAUAACAAACACGUGUACAUAUUUCAUUCAUUUACUAAAUGAAGUUGCAUGCAGGUCAUUUGCCUGUAGAAUAGCAUUUGAUGUGCGUUCUAAGUUAGAUGCCAAAAAUGUACAAAUAAACAUCAUUGCUGUACUGUGAAGCUGUUAAUGUUUUCUUCUAUUUUACCUGCUUGUAGAGCAGAACACCGGUGUUUCAUUUUACAUCUUGUACAUUUCCUGACAAUUGUAUAACCUGAAGUGUAAAAUAAACCUUCUUUUAAAUGUCCCAUUACGAAGUUGCAGCUAAUGUAAUGGAGUUCCUCUCACUGAGACACAUAAAUCAUCUCCACUGUGCACGUCAUGCACAUCAAACUGCUCACCGAGUUUUACAAAGGUGCAUUUUGUGCACUAAGUGGAGGCCAAGACUUAUA
Seriola dumerili (greater amberjack) is the source of this 1953-nucleotide messenger RNA. RefSeq names its product fibronectin type III domain containing 4 (gene fndc4a). The record is from RefSeq and is a predicted model, not a curated record. The transcript has 6 exons. Gene Ontology annotation, molecular function: protein binding. The coding region runs from base 138 to 800 and encodes 220 amino acids. NCBI's taxonomy places the organism in Eukaryota, Metazoa, Chordata, Actinopteri, Carangiformes, Carangidae.